This is a messenger RNA of Frieseomelitta varia, 1892 nucleotides long. RefSeq names its product open rectifier potassium channel protein 1-like. Gene Ontology annotation, cellular component: membrane. Gene Ontology annotation, molecular function: potassium ion leak channel activity. The transcript is spliced from 7 exons. Lineage: Eukaryota; Metazoa; Arthropoda; Insecta; Hymenoptera; Apidae. Gene Ontology annotation, biological process: potassium ion transmembrane transport; stabilization of membrane potential. Bases 456 to 1829 code for a protein of 457 amino acids. The record is from RefSeq and is a predicted model, not a curated record.
CUACACCUUUCACUGUAACAUGCAAUGCGCCAAAUCUACUAAAAUGCAAUUCUAUUGAAGCCAGUAGUUUCUCAAUUGUACAAAGGAGUAUACGGACUGUUUCAUCCUAAUUCCAAAAUAUUACAAUUUUAAAGUUCAACUUUAUAUUACUUUCAUUUCACUUCUGAUGUGUCAACUGUGUUUAUUAUGUGUAUAGUAUACAUAGUACGCAUAGUGUUUAACUAGUGAUACGUCUACUUUCAUUCAACAAGCUUAUGUAUAUAUAAUAUCUCUACUGUAUUUAAAAGGGACACACUCAUUCAUUGAUGUUGCUGCAACUAUAGAUCAUAAAUUUUUGGAUUAUAAAAUUUUCUUAUAUUGCAUUCAUUAAAGCAACAAAGAAUAAAGUUAAAGAAAGUAAUCACUAUUGAUGAUAGCAUCGUAAUUCAUAAGUAGAGGGACCCUGACCUUUGUCGAUGGACGUACCCCUUUUUCCAGCACCGCCAAUCCUUGGGGGUGUUGCGACGCCUGUUAGUGAUGUUAUAGACGUUGCGAAGUUGACACCUGUUUCACUAUCCGCUGUUACAUGCACGCGUAAACAACAUGUGGAGAAGAAAAUGCACAGAGCACUCAAAAUCCACAAAAUACGACAUUCCACUCAUAGGAACUUAGUACAUCCUAAACAGAAGGACCAAAUCGAAUGUCGUGUUACCAAAUUUCACAUAACAAUGACAGAACAGCAGAGGCACGACGAAACUGAAGACGACAAUGAUGUAGUCUUUGCAAUUGAUACGCCUACAACAAUAUCGGAAGAAAUUUCCCCGCGAAAUAAAACGACCACAAAUUCCGAAAAAUCAACAAAAUCAAUUGCUAUUCAAACAAUAGUUGGACUACCAUUGCGACUCAGGGUUUUACCAUCCGUUAGAGAUAUUGUCGAAGAAAAAGAUGUAGAUUCAUCAAACGUAAAAGGAUUUUCUAAAAUGUGGAAACAUAUUAGAUUUCUAGGAAGAUUAUCACUUUCUUUGUUCGGAUUAGUAUGGUUACUUACCAUUUGGGCCAUUGUCGGUGCAGUGGCUUUUUGUGCAAUAGAAGGACCACGAGAACGCGAACAAGUUGUAAAGUUAAAGAAUAUGCAGAAAGAUUUAGCAGUUGGUUUAGCAACAGAAUUGAGACAGCUGCGCACAGAGAAAGAAGAAGACGUAGAACCACUUUGGAGCAACAAAGUGCACCAAUACGUGGAAAAACAUGAAGAGCUACUGUUGAUGGCGGUUAAUUCUGGAUAUGGCGAAAAUGGAAACAGUGGACAACUGUGGACGUUUCCUGGUUGCAUCUUAUUUGCCCUAUCGCUUCUGACUACUCUCGGUUUUGGUGCUCCAGUUCCACGGACAACAAUUGGUCGAACAGUAACUGUUAUUUUUGCAGCUAUUGGUAUACCUGCACAUUUUCUUUUAAUUAUGAAUCUUGGUCUUCUAUUAGCAGUACGAUUACAGAGAUAUGCCAUAGCAAGAAAAUUUAAAGGAUACGAUCUAACAGAUCUAAGUUAUUUGCCGCCAGUGCCGAAAUGGGUUAAGAUAGUGCCCUUCGUUUGUGUAGCCAGUUACUAUCUGUUGGGAGUUCUGUGUUUCGGAGUAGCCAGAUCCAGACCAAUUGCAGCAAGUGUUUUAUUUCCUCUAGAUUUUACAGCUGCUGGUGGUCUUUCAACAAUAGUUGGCUAUGUGCGAAUAUUAUAUGGUCUUUAUUUGGAAGGCGCAGUCACGAUUGCUGCUAUCGCAGUUGCAGUUUUGGGUGUAUCAACUACUCAAAAUUUGACUAAUAUUGGUCUCAAAUACGGCUUAUUAAUUGAAGCGUAAUAUAUUCAAUAAAUAUUUUAUAUUUCGAAUAUAAUUGUUUUAAAAAUAAUUUUUCAUAAAGAA